Leucoraja erinaceus (little skate) is the source of this 4086-nucleotide messenger RNA. Its product is annotated as CCN family member 1-like. The transcript has 4 exons. The record is from RefSeq and is a predicted model, not a curated record. Gene Ontology annotation, cellular component: extracellular matrix; extracellular region. Lineage: Eukaryota; Metazoa; Chordata; Chondrichthyes; Rajiformes; Rajidae. Gene Ontology annotation, molecular function: integrin binding; heparin binding. Gene Ontology annotation, biological process: cell adhesion; signal transduction. The coding region runs from base 485 to 1441 and encodes 318 amino acids.
AGAGAGAAUGGGUGAUGUUUCGACACCCAUCUUCAGCUCCAGAAUCCUUGGAAUCAUCUAAGGAGCGAUUCUUAGAAGCCAACCACAAGAGUGCCAAGUCAUUGUUGCUCCAGGAACUGCAGUUGAGUCUAUCUGUUACACCACCUUGUAUGGCCAGGGUUGGGCAGUCUAUAAAUGCAGGCACGGAGCGCACAUCAGCCAGCAGAGCACGGAGGUUCGCUACUCUUCCACUCUCUCCCUGGCUUCCUCUCCAUGGUAGAGGUCGAUCUGUUGGCCUUAGAAUUGGCCCGACGCCUAGAAUCCUUCACCUGUAAAACCCCAUGAGGAGUUCACCUGGAAUUUUGAGCGCUCCCCGAGAGUCGUCUUUUUUCGCCAAUUCCAGGGGUAGGUUUGGGAGUUAUUGCAGCGUUUAGUGAUCAGUAACUGGGUCCGCAGAUUCCCGUGUACUGAGUUUCUCUCCAGCUUUUCGCCGCAGAGUCUCACCAUGCCCAGUGCAACACUGUGGUGUGCACUCGUGUUCCUCGGAGCCACGACGCUCGCUAAAGAGGCUGGCUGCCCCGUGGAGUGCCGGUGCUCGAAGCCCCGGCUUUGCCCGGCUGGAGUGCCGCUGGUUUGGGACGACUGCACUUGUUGCCGGGUCUGCGCCGCUCGCUUUAACGAGAAGUGCGGCGCGCUGAAGCCGUGCGCCCCGGGACUGCGCUGCCAGACGGCAGCCGGGCUGAACCGCAGCCGUGGGGUGUGUAGAGCUGCCACAGCCGGGCGUCCCUGCUCCAAGGAUGGCAGGGUUUACCAGCAUGGCGAGGGGUUCUUGGCCAGCUGCCGGCUGCACUGCCUGUGCCUGGAUGGCAAGGUGGGCUGCAGGGCGCUGUGCCCGCUGCAUCUGCCCCCUCCUCCGGCCUCCUGCCCGCAUCCUCGUCUGGUGCCGGUGCCCAGGACCUGCUGCCGGACGUGGACCUGCCCUGGAGACGUCUUCAAGGAGCUGGAGCUCGGCUGGAACGGAGAGGAAGGGGAAUGGGACAACUCCGGCAAUGAGGUGGUCGACCAGAGACUGGGGGCGAAGAGUGAGUCUGGGUGUGUGUGUGUGUGUGUGUGUGUGUGUGUGUGUGUGUGUGUGUGUGUGUGUGUGUCUAUGUGUGUGUGUGUGUGUGUCCAUGUGUGUAAAGGCAGUGCCUGCCUGAAGACAUACAAGGAGCAGGUGCCCCGGCCGUUUGUGUACAACGGGUGUACCAGCCUGCAGAGUUACCGGCCCAAGUACUGUGGCAUGUGCCAGGAUGGGAGAUGCUGCCUGCCGUCGGAGAGUCGGAGCACCCAGAUUCGCUUCAAGUGCCCUGGCGUGGACUCCAUGGUGGUGACGGUGGCCAAGAUCAAGAGGUGCGCGUGUACCCGACCCCAGGGACUCGCUGCCGGCUGUCCCCGCCCACCCACGGGCAACCACGUCUAGAAGAGGAGUUUGCAGGAUCUCACCGAGCCUCAGGGCUUCGACACGGGUACGAUCCGUUGGGCACCACAGCACGCAGAGGGCCACGCACAUGCACAUGCACACGCACACGCACACGCACACGCAUGGACAUUUUCCCUGGCACCCUUCCCCCCUUCCACCAAACCUCAUCUUUUUAUGUUUUUAACUUAAUUUUACCUACAUUUGUGUGGGGACUUUUGGAGGCAGUGAUGGCAUGAUGGUCUUCAUCGCAAGAGGGUUUGCGUUUAGGAGCAAGUCCGCAGACUGGACUUUCUUUAAAUGUUCAUGGUACAGUAUCCUUACGGCAACCAAAAUAGGAUUAAGCCACAAUGGCUGACUUGGACAGGUUGGGUGAGUGGGCAGAUGCACGGCAGAUGAAGUUUAAUGUGGAUAAAUGUGAGGUUAUCCACUUUGGUAACAAAAACAGGAAAGCAGAUUACUAUCUAAAUGGUGUCACGUUGGGAAAAGGGGAAGUACAACGGGAUCUGGGUGGUCCUUGUUCAUCAGUCUAUGAAAGUAAGCAUGCAGGUACAGCAGGCAGUGAAGAAAGCGAAUGGCAUGUUGACCUUUAUAACAAGAGGAGUUAAGUAUAGGAGCAAAGAGGUCCUUCUGCAGUUGUACAGAGCCCUAGUGAGACCACACCUGGAGCAUUGUGUGCAGUUUUGGUCCCCUAAUUUGAGGAAGGACAUUCUUGCUAUUGAGGCCAUGCAGCGUAGGUUUACAAGGUUAAUUCCCGGGAUGGCGGGACUAUCAUAUGUUGAGAGAAUGGAGCAGCUGGGCUUGUACAAUCUGGGAUUUUAUUGAAACAUAUAAGAUUGUUAAGGGUUUGGACACGCUAGAGGCAGGAAACAUGUUCCCGAUGUUGGGGGAGUCCAGAACCAGGGGCCACACAGUUUAAGAAUAAGGGGUAAACCAUUUAGAAUGGAGAAGAGGAAACACUUUUUCACACAGAGAGUUGUGAGUCUGUGGAAUUCUCUGCCUAAGAGGGCGGUAGAGGCCGGUUUUCUGGAUACUUUCAAGAGAGAACUAGAUUGGGCUCUUAAAGAUAGCGGAGUCAGGGGAUAUGGGGAGAAGGCAGGAAUGGGGUAGUGAUUGGAGAUGGUCAGCCAUGAUCACAUUGAAUGGCGGUGCUGGCUCGAAGGGCCGAAUGGCCUCCUCCUGCACCUAUUGUCUAUUGACAUUGAAUAUCAAGGACUCUCAGUUGAAACAUACUGAGAUCAGAAUGCCUCUGUUAUUGAGGCUGAAGGUAAGCAUGCAGGCACAUCAGGCAGUGAAGAAAGUUAGUGGCAUGUUGGCCAUCAUGGUCUGGUUUGUCUCAGCCACCAAGCACGACAUCCGGAGGCUGCAGCUAAUCGUCCAUUCAGCAGAGAAGGUUAUUGGCUGCAACCUUCCCUCCAUUGAUGAACUGUACACUGCAAGGGCCAGGAAGCGAGCGGGCAAGAUCAUCUCUGACCCCUCUCACCCUGGCCACAAACUCUUUGAAUCACUUCCCUCUGGAAGGCGAGUCCGGACUGUCAAAGCUGCCACAGCCAGACAUAAAAACAGUUUUUAUCCACGAGUAGUAGCUCUACUCAACAGCCAAAAAUCUGUAGCCUCCUUUUGCUCUGGUAUUUUAUUUAAAUCACAUGUUUAAUCGAUAAUGUUUUAUUAUUAAUGUUUAAUGUUUUAUGUGUCAUACCUAACUGUCACUGUAUGUCAUGUUGUCACUUGCGGGCGGAGCACCAAGGCAAAUUCCUUGUAUGUGAAUACUUGGCCAAUAAACUUAUUCAUUCACUUCUUCAUUUGUUCAUGGCGAGAUAAUUUGAGCCUAGGAGCAAGGAGGUCCUACUGCAGUUGGGCAGGGCCCUAGUGAGACCACACCUGGAGUAUGGUUUGCAGUUUUGGUCUCCAAAUUUGAGGAAGGACAUUCUUGCUAUUGAGAGAGUGCAGCGUAGGUUUACCAGGUUAAUUCCCGGUGCUCUGUGAGGCAGCAACUCUACCGCUGCACCACUGUGUCACCCUAUUGAUAUGAACUGACUGAUUCUCCGUUUCAUCGCUGUACCUCUAACCUAAAAUCAAAUCCAAACCGGAGCACCCGAAUGAAGCCCACACGGGUCACAGGGAGGACGUGCAAACUCCACGCCAACAGCGCCCGAGGCCAGGAUCGAACCUGUGAAUCUGGCCCUACCCGCUGCGCCGCCUUCAGGCCCUGUGUUGGUCCGUACAGUCCCACAAGAGUAUGUGAUGAUCUGUGCGACCUUUGACCCACCUGGAGAGAAGCCAUGUUGGAUGAGGCCUAGUUAGUGGUUGCCGGGGCAAAGCCUAACCGCAUAGUGCGGAGAGAAGAUUAGAUCCUUUCUUCAGCUGAAUCACGAGCCCCUAAAGCUCAAGUGACUCCAAUUAGCCAAUUACUAGUUGUGUGCAAGGACAGACAAAAAUGCGUAAGAAAGAACUGCAGAUGCUGGUUUAAAACGAAGAUAGACACAAAAUGCUGGAGUAACUCAGCGGGACAGGCAGUAAUAAGUGACAUUUCGGGUCGAGACCCUUCUUCAGACUGGAUCUUUCAAAAAUCUAUCAUCUAUUUAUUUAUCUUUUAAAUCUAUCUAAUGUUCCAGCCUCUUUCACCCACAGUACAGAAACAUUAUUUU